CAAGGGCAGGACCGCAUCCCGGAGCCGCCUGCAGCUGCUAGCUCUCAAAUCAGUCGUAACUAUUUCUUAUUUAGUUCAUACACCAAAGAGAGUAUCUCGGACCUUUGCUAUCGAGGUUACUCCAAAGUCUGAGCUGGAAAUCUGAGUCUGAAACGGGAGGCAAGACAUCUCGUUUCUGCCGACACCACGGAGAAAGUGACGGACGGAGCAGAGCCUGAGCACCGGGAUUUUACAUCGCUUCAGUUUAGGAUAUUUCAGCCAGCUCCAUUGGCCCAGCCUUGAUUUCUUUCAGGGUACCUGCUAUUUCAUAGAGAAUAAUACUAGCACUCGGUAGAGAAUGUUUAACUAAGGUCGUCUAUAUUGAGCAGGCGGACCACUUAAAACCCAUGCGUAACAGCGGUGGAUUUGGGAAUACUGCGUAGUAGUUCACCAAGCCAGUCUUCCGAUAAUCAGUUCUGUUAUUUGGAGGUAUCUACAAGCGAAAAGGAGAGCGACCAGGACCCUUUACUUUGUUCCGGAGGCUAAACGUUGAAAACCCGAAGCGCUCUCGGUGCGCAAUCCUUCCGAGGACGCUCCUGAAAUUGCCGACCUGCGCUUUGCCCUCGACAGAAAUUGGCAGCGGAGUCGAGAAAAAAGGGCAAAGCUUAUUAACUUUGCAUGCUAGAGGCUAGAGUGUGGAAUCUAAUUCACGGGGUUACCGGUGAAUUUGCAUAACAUCGGAAGAGGAGGAUAAACUUAAUCAACAUUUGACAUCGACAAAGCGACUGCUGGAUUUUGGAGAACAGAAUGAAUCCUUUUUAAUUUGGACCACAGAAGUAUGAGGCAGAUUGCUCAGUGAAUGCUACAAUCUGCAUGGAGUUCUAGUCUGCACUACGGAGCAAUUUAUGGUUGGCCGCAGAACUCCCCACGGCUGUAGUACUGUGCCCACCUCGCCAUGCUGGCCUGUCUGCAGAGGAGGCAAAACCCUCCACCCCAGCACCCAGUGUGUGCCAGCAAGACCCUGGAGCCCCCGCAAGCCCUUGGACGGAAAUGUGAGCUGGUGGUGCCGACACAUUCCCCACGUUACCCCACUGCGGCAGAACUUGAUGCCUUCGCUCAGAAGACGGCCAACAGCCCUCUCUCUAUCAAGAUCUUCCCCACCAACAUCAGGGUUCCUCAGCACAAACACCUUAAUCGGACUGUGAAUGGAUAUGACACCACAGGGCAACGCUAUGGCCCCCUUAUCCCAGGGGGCCCCCAGGGCCUGCUCGCCAUCCUCAAGGCCUCGUCAUCGUCAAUGUCAUCAACAGCCGCCUUCUUUCCUGCAAAAGGUGUUCUGAAGAACUCCGAAGGCAGACGGACUAAGCUCUCUCCAGCCCACAUAGCAGUUGCCCCAUACCCGCCCCCUAGUAGUAGCACUUUAGCCAGUGGCCACGGCCAAAUGGUAUACCACACUGGGCCCUCAAAGCCUCCUGAAGGCCCUGUGCUGUCGGUUCCCCCUAAUGUCACUGUAGCUGGCUCAGUGAUUCCUGUAACAGGGGGCCGAGGCCUGGCCCUGCCCGCACAGUCCAACCUCCCCUCCAUCCAGAGCAUCAUCUACCAGAUUAACCAGCAUUGCCAGGCCCAGGCUCUGCAGCAGGUGUGCCAGGGGGCCGCCGCACCGUCUAACUCCAGCCCCUCCAAGCAGGGCUCAACUGUCAUGGGGCUCUCUUCAAGCUCCUCAGGUGGAAGCUAUGUGGUGGGAAUGGGUCCCCAGGCUAAUAUGGUGUACACGGGGCCCGGGCUGCCUGCUCAAAAUGCAGAGGCGAUGAAGACGGGCGUGUAUGCAGAUGGCAUGGACUAUAUCCUUUGGCAGAAGCAGCAGCAGCAUCAACAACAACAACAACAACAUCAACAACAGCAGCAUCAACAGGCUGUGCUCCGCAUGUACAGCGGAGGGAGCGGUGGAGGGGGCGCCAUCAGCAAGUCCCCCGAAACUUGUGUUCCGGGGGGAGGGAUUAUGGGGCCGCAAGUGUCCUCCUCCUCCUCCAGACCUUACCACCUGACAGUGAGUGCCAGCGGUGGAGGCGGGAUGGACAAAGUCAGCUCUUCCCCUUUGAACUGCGUGGGUAUGCAUGGAAAUUUCUCAGUGGGUCAAUACUUUGCCCCGCCGUGGAACAGUGUGCUGGUGACACCUGACAGUGACUGCUACAACCCCCAGGAGCUUUUGGCCAACUCUGCGGGAGGGCCGGUCACAGGGCAUAGAGAGAUGGGCUACCCACACCACCAUCACCACUACCACCACCCUCAUCACCCUGCUAUAGACAGCGGGGGAGGUUUGUGCUGCAGCCUGCCCAGCAAGAGCAUGUGCAACACAUCAGUGCUGAGCAGCAGCUUGCAGUCUCUGGAGUACCUGAUCAACGACAUCCACCCACCUUGCAUCAAGGAGCAGAUGCUUGGCAAAGGCUAUGAGACUGUGUCAGUGCCACGUCUGUUAGACCACCAGCAUGCACACAUCCGCCUCCCUGUUUACAGAUAGAGGGGGAAGAAGAGGAGGAAGAGAAUCAAGAAUUGUGAAUUUGUGAAGAAAAUCAAAGUUAAAGAACCAAUAUGUUUUUGUUUUCUGGGUACAGAUUAUUAAGAGUGGCACUGCUUUAACUUGUGUGGGAGCUCAGAGAAGAGCAGUUGUUGUGCUGUGUGACCAUUUGGUUUGGUGGUUUACAGGCAGGCUGUGGGAAUCCCAAAUAUGAAAGGUGGUGGUGAUUGCCAUUGGGAGAGAAAAAGGGAUUUCACGAUUCUCCAGAUGUUCCAUUGUGUGGUUUGCCAAUAGGAAUUUUGGGUUGAUUUAUUAUAUUAUUUUUUCUUCAGUUUUGUUGAUGUUGUUUUUAUUUGCCUGAACUUUUUUUCAUGAGAAUCAUAGCUUGACAUGAAGUGCUUGUGGCACUUGUAUCCCCCUUCCAAAUACUAAGGAUGAAGCUACUGUGUAGGUUGUCACUGAAAGGGUCUUAAGGGCCAACGUUUAGGGCUGCUUUCAAAAUCCAAAACUCUGUAACGGUACACACAUAUACACACACACACACAUAGACAAACCGAAACACAAUGUUCUGAUAAGUGAGGGGACUCAAAUUAUACUCGGGUGUGUGUGUAAAAGGAUCAUAAGGUUGAAUUAAAAGGAUAGUACAAUAUUAGUUAUUAUUGCUGUUAUAAUUGAUACAUAAAUUGCACUGCUUGAAUCUUGUUGACUUUGAAGUUUGAAAUUCGGUAGUUUGGAUAUGAUAUAUUUAAGAAACUUGAAAACUUGAACCUAUUUUUUGUUGUUUUAUAUAUUUGUAGGUAUAUUAUAUGCAUUGGCUGCUAUGGGGAAAGUGUCUCAAAUGCUUUUUUUUCUUCUUUUAUUUUUCCACUUUUGAUUUUAUGAUUGAAUAAUUCCUCCACAAGCUGAUGUGCAGUUUCUUAUGUCCUGGUGUAAGGCUGAGUCGCUGCUUUGGUUCGUUGAGAACCUGGUCGAACCUGGAGAGCUCUUUUUCCUAACCAACACUGGAAUCUACAAAAGAUCUUGAAACAUUUAUUUAAAAAAGAAAAUGUUGCAAAAAAACAUGAAAAAGAAAUGUUACAAUGAAGAAUGUGACCGGGAGGUUAUUGACUUAACCUUAUGUGUAUGUUUAUGCGUGUAUGUUGCUGAGUGCAUGCGCGUGUGUGCAUUUUAGUUUGUGUUCUUCAAAAAUCCUCAGACUUUGUUUAUUUUUUAUUGUGUCAUUAUAAGAUUUCUACCACCAAGACUGAAAAACGGAUUCCCCAUAAACAUCAUAUCUGAGUAAUGUACAGGAAAUAUUUUGCAGAUCUCUUUUAUCCGAGGCUUUAGAUAUUCUCUGGAGUUAGAGUAGAGAUCAAGCUCUCACAUGACUCCCAAUGGUAGUUACUGUGAUAAAUACUUUUGUCAAAUGUCAUCACAAAUGACAGAACAAAUGGAAGUCCUAUUUUGGGGGUAAUAUUCACCCCUGAACCUACAAAGAACUACAAAAUGGAAACAAUCAUGCCCUGUCCUCAGGCAUCACGUGAAAUGAGAAGAGGCUCACUGCUCCCCUUGUCCUUUUUAGUCCCUGGUUGCGAUACAUUUAGCCAGGGCCAGUCUUAACUUGAUGAUUCAGAGCAGUGAAAUAUUUAUUAUGACUGUGAGAUUCCCUUGAAUGUACUGCACUUAAAUUACUGCGAUGUUUUAUUGCCUUGUGGGACUCAAGCGAAAGAGAAAAAUUGGAUCAGUGCAGCAGUCCUCUGAUCUUAAAUUAGCAUUUCUUUUGUCCAUCAAAUUUCAAUGGUAGAUUGAAUUUAGUAACUGGAGAGAGGGAGCCGGAGCUUUGUUGUGAGGAAAAUACUGGCAUCAGUCUAGAUUUAUGAAGUGCAAUUAUUAUGACUGUAUUAACAUUUUUCUCUGAGCUUACACCAAAAAAUGUAAACUACAGUUGUCAAUACAUUCCCAAUGUACCACAUCCCUUAUCCCUAUCCUUUUUUUGUUUUGAGGUGUAAAAUAAAUUUCUUUAAGAAUAUAUUCAGAAGCCACAUCCUGGCUUUGAAGUCUGUCAUUUUUUAACCUAUGUCCUCUAGUCGUCAGUGUGAAAUUGGGCCCUUGUGUCAGCAGCAGCUCUCUCAAAUCCAGAGUGGAGCGCGGUGUGUGAUGUAGAUCCUUUAAUGUCCUGUAGCGAUUAAUCCUCUGUCUUAAACUAUAUUCGAUUGAUAAUUGUUUUAAUGUUUUUUUUGGCCAUCCAAAGAUAAAGGACAGACAGCAUUGUUCAACAAAUAAUGGAUUUACACAAAAUGAUUAACUCAAAGCAUAAAUUAAUGUUUGUUAACAUUAAUGCACAGACCUGUUUUCCCCUAAAAACAACUCCUGCUUAAUCGUAACUAUGAGCCUUAAAUGUUGAUCCAAUUGUGUUUGUAGACACACCACUGUCUUUGAAAGCUGACACAGAUUUUAGUUGAAAUAAUAACAAGCCCCUUGGCUUAAAUUUGCACAGUAAGCCUCCUUAACAUUCCAGUGAAAAUGUUUCAUGUUGUUUCAACAGCUUAAUACCCCAGCCACACUGUGAUUCUACCAUAUUUUCUGUCUUGUAGAAAUAUUUUGACAGAUUUACAGAUACAUCCCGUUCCUAAAUCCCCUCCGUUUGGCUCCUGCAUCCAAGCAUUAAACCCUGUCACAUGAUGUGGAAGUGAAGAGGAGACACUUGAGGCAGUGGAGUUUCUGGUGUCUGGCCUUUCCCACCAGUGGAGGUCUGAGGCACCAGGCCUCUUUGCUAAUGGGAAUAUUGGGUGACGCCUGGCUGCUGGACACCGCCAGUAGGGAGUAUUCAUUCACUCAAAGGGUUGAAAUAAAACCCUUUUCAAAUAACAAGGGAUUUCCUAUUAGGUACUGCAAGGAAUCUGGCCAUUUGAAGCCCAUUAGAAUGAAACAGAGAGAAGACGACUCCAAAGAAACCAAUUUAAUUUAUAUUUCAGCAGGAACAUUUGAGUCAAUUCGCACGUAGAGCAUAUAGGGCUGCCAUUUAAAUACGUUUACCAUCUUUGCUUUGUGGCAGCAUGUUCGACUGUACAGGCUCCAAACUGUCUGUCCCCCUGGUCCUUUACACACAUUAAUGAGCUCCUAUUGAUGGGAUGCAACUUAGCCCUGCAACUAUGCUCCAUUCCACAAUUCCUGAUUUGGACAAUGGAUGCUUAGCCCAUAUUAGGAUAAUAGAAUUAAAUUUCAAAUAGAUCUGUGCCUGAGCUGAUCCAUGCAUGGCUCACUCAGCUGCAGAGGCAGAGUGGCAUAUGGCAUGUCAUUAUCUAAGCCCACCCUCCCCCUGUCCGGGGCCAACAGGGUUCAGCAGUGCUUAAACAAACUGAAGGUUAGGACUGGCUGGCUGGCGUUGAAGGGGAGGACAGCAGGGUUUUAAAGGAGGGGGGUGGGGUUUGCUAAAUCACAGCCUCCUCAGCGUCUCGGAGGGCCUCAGCACCGCACCAUGGCGCCUGUGCUCAGAGGCCUGCUUUAAAAAGCUGGGCUGUGUUUGAUCGAGGGGAUUUGUUUUCUGUUGGACUAUACAUGGUUGCUCCCUGCCUGGCUGAGGGGCCCUGUGCAAUGUGACAGAUCUCAGCAAAAGAAAGAAAGAGGGAGAAAGAUACAGGGAGGGAUUUGGGGUCAGAGGAGCCUCGAAGCAUCAGUAAUCAGGAUAAUUGCCAUGUUCCUGGUGCUGGUUCCAGCCUCCCCUCCUCGACUCUGCGGCCUCAUAUUCAGAUUUGAGCUCAGAGGAACCACAUUGCUCCCUGUAACACUUAUUGUGCCUAAAUGUACUUAAUUCUAGUAAGUGAAAUAUUUAUUUGUAAUUAAGGUUUUAAUGCUUGGAAAAAACAGUUUCAAGUUACGUUGCCCAGGAAAUUAUAGAUUACUCAAAUCAGACAUCAUCUCAAGGAGGACAUUUAGAUCUAUAACUUAUCUCUGUGGCUACAGACUAUCGACUGUUAACACGUUUUCAAGGGCAAUGAGACGCUUGCGCAAAAGGCCUGAGGGCAAAGUGGAGGGGAAUUGACUUAUGCUGGUUGUAAAAAUCCCUUAGUAAAUCCCAAUAAGUCCAUGAAGACCUUUAACCUGAGCAAAGGUCUAGUCGCAUAUUAUGCACCUUAAAUGCUGCUGAGCAGGAGAGACAGCGUUCAAAGCAGGGUCAGCUCUUUCAGUCUCAAAACAGAAGGGACGGGAAGGAUAUAGAAAAUAAAGGCAGCUGCUCGCUCUGUAGAGUCUUGGCGCUGCUUCUCUAACCUACAGAUGACAGAGGGGGCAGGGGGGGGGGUUGAUGUCCCCUCCACACCUCUUUGGUCAGUCGUGUCCCCUGGCUGCCCUUGGGCCCCUGGGGCUCUCAUCUCACAGUCCUUCCCAGCAUCCCUCCCUAAUGUCUGCAGAAGAUAAAGUCAUGAGGCCAGUCCACUCCAUUUGGCUCCUACCUAGCAAGAAAAUACUUUAAUCAAUAAUGUAGAGAGUCCUGAAGAGGCUGGGAUAGUUAACCCACCAGCCUUAUAGCUGUGUUGCACAAUAUCAUCAAAAUGUGUUCAGUUUUUCAGCACAUUGCCAUCUCUAUUCGUGCUACUGAAUAAAGCUGGAUGGGUUGCGUGUAAUAAGCAAAUGAAAUGUUUUUAAAGAAAUGUUUUAAGGUCAAAUUCAGCACAGGUCACAAGAUAAAUCAGGAUAUUUCCUACACAGCCCCACGGCCAUUUAUCUAAAAGGCGUUGCAGCGGGUCGUAAUUCCAGGAGCUUACAGCUUUUUAUUUCUUCAGCGUCACAACUAUGUAUGUUCAGCUGAAAAAGCUUAUGGCCUCCAAAUAUUCAUCUAGUUAGUGUGCUGGGUAUACUGCUGUAUCCAAUCCAAACACAAAAGUCUGGGGAUUUUGCUUUUUUUUUUCCUGUUUCCUUUCACUGUUUGUGUGGCUCUCCGAAUGUUCCUGUGGACAAACAGGGCUGUUGUUCCCAAAUGAAUCUCAAAUGCACCAACGCUGCCAAAGUCUGAGGGUGCCGCAACCUUGAGAAAAUAAUAUAUAUGGAAAUGGGAAAUCUAUUAACAUCUUUCUUAUUGUUCUCCCUGCAGUGUUGUAUUUAUGUUUAAAAAAUGAUUUUGUCUCCUCAGGAUGAAAAAAUGUAAAGAAUACCUUGCUUUUGUUUUUGAAAAUGAUAAUAUAUGAAUCUUAGAUUUCGAGAGAAGAAGUCUGAAUAUUAAAAAAGCUGUAAAAUCCUUUCGUUGUGGGGUUUUCAACUUUUGAAUGUGCCUACAGUCAAGCAUCCCAGUGAUUGCUUACCUCCUACCCUCUCUCUUCUGCAGUUCUGCAAUCUCCCCCUAAUCUCCCCACAACCAUCAUCUUCAAUUUGCUGAAACUGCCACUCUCUCCCCUCACUCCCAACAACCACGGUAGAUAUUUUGUCUGUUCCCUGCUUUUUGUCAAUCUCAGGACGGAAAUUUCUUUAUUUUAAUGUAGAUGGUUGCUUUUCGUUUGACCUCUCCUCUCUUCUGUAUUAUUGUUUGACAUAAGUAAAUAAAGCAGAUGACUUCUA
Eleginops maclovinus (Patagonian blennie) is the source of this 8023-nucleotide messenger RNA. It is a transcript of the gene fam222aa, whose product is annotated as family with sequence similarity 222 member Aa. Bases 935 to 2497 code for a protein of 520 amino acids. The record is from RefSeq and is a predicted model, not a curated record. The transcript is spliced from 3 exons. Lineage: Eukaryota; Metazoa; Chordata; Actinopteri; Perciformes; Eleginopidae.